CUAGCUAGCAACGUCUGAAGACAGCAAGGGAGACACCAGCGACGGAGUAGAAGCAUAAAGCGGGUUUCAGCACUAUAAGAUGAAAGAAACAGCCGAGAAAGAAAUAAAAAAGAGACAGUUACGUAAAAACUGAGGCGAAAUAGCGAGCACCAGUUGUUCCACCGAGGAAGAGCCGAGUAACGUUACACACCUGCUAAUGUUAGCACCAGCGCGCCGUUCAACUUAACUGGAGACCGUGAAAACGACGUAAAGUGGGAAGUGCCGGAGCUGGAGUCAACUGCUACAACUGCUAUCACAUCUUUCUUUAUUUGAGUAAGCCUAUGUCACGGAAGAGGUGGGAGCAAAUGUCCUUUCCCAAGGGUUUGAUAGACAAUUUGGCACAGCGAACAGCCCGAAGAGAGCACCUAUGAAACUGCCAUCUCACAUCCUGAUUAAGAUUCUGUCAUACCUGGAUGCCUCCGCUCUUCAUACCGUCAGCCACGUCAAUAAGCUCUUCUAUCAGCUCGCCAAUGAUCAUGCUCUGUGGAAGAAGAUACACAUGGCAGAGUUCGGCAAGCACAGAAAGCGGAAAUCGAAGUGCACAGACGAGCUGCUGCUGAAGAUGGCCACAGUGGAAGUGCAGGAUCGGGCUGCAGGCUACUGGAAGUGGCUGCACUUCAAGACUGUAGCCGCAUGUGACAUGGACAAGUGGAAAAGACAUCUUGGACUCAUCAGCCGUCACACUGGGCUGCCCGGCCAAACAGAGCGGGUCCUCAGGAACUUGCACGUCACCUGGGAGCUAACGGUCUCCGAUAAGUCAGGCCGUGAGGUCACAUUCGAGCCGAGCUGGUCCCACUUCUGCGAGACUUCUGUGACUGUGUGCUGGAGCGGAGGAGGCUGCUUGCCCAGCUACCAGCAGAUUUCCACCCUUCAACUCCACGGCGUCAGGAGGAUAGACCUCGACUGCCCCGGUUUGAAGAACCCCGGCUGGAGGUCCCUCAUGUCGACGUUAGACAUGCGGGCUCUAACUGAAAGUGCGCAGGUCAUUGGCCAGGACCGAGUGGUUGAAUUGAAGCUGCUGCAGCCUGGCAUAAUUAUCGGUGUGUGGAAGGACCAGUGCUCUGUUGCCUUUGUCAUGCUCACCCUCCACUUCCACAAGCUGCUGGAAAGAAGCACCCAGGGGUCUUCUGUUGGCCCCUAUGUGGAGCCAAUGGAUAAACCCCCUCUUGAUGACAUAGACCCUGAAUACGGUCUCCAUGGUUACCAGCUACACAUUGUCCUCCACGACGCUGUAUGCGAGAUCAUGUCCGGAAGCUUCUCCCAGCUCUUCUGCCGGAGAACUCACAUCCAUGACGGCCUAAUCCAGCUGACUGCCAUUAGCGGGACAAGCCUGUCCCGGCACACACCUUUGUCUGGCAACAUCAAGCUUUCCUGGAGGUGUGAGGCCCUGCAGGGCGCAGUGGAGAACUGCUGCAUCAUGAGUCUCACUCUGCUGGACGAAUUCAAGAAACCCUUCUGGUGUGUCGGCUCUCCUGUUUCCAUGGAGCCAGAGGAGAGACCUGUCUCCUAUGACUAUGAUGGUGAGCACUUCCUGAUCCACUAUCAGGACUCAGACGGUCAGGUUACGAUGAAAGUCGUUUGGAUGAAGGAACAGAAGCAGUGUGUCCUCAUCAGUUUAGUCGUGUGUUUGACUGUCGGCAAAGUCAACAAGCAUUUUGGUCGAGAUUACUGAACCCGCAGUAUUUCUGGGACACGCUCUGAGUUUUUAAUUUUUUAAGUUGGAUGCUAUGAUUUUGCUUUUAAACAUUUCAGUUAAACCAUAUUAUAUCUGUAUGAGACACUGAUACUAUAUAAUAUCACAGCACCUUGUUUUUAAGGACAAAAGAGUGUGCCAUUCGGAUUAUUUGAAGCUUUUAGUGUUAAAUAAUAGGUUAAACUUAAUUAAUACUUAUAAAUAGCAAUUUAUUCAGUGAUUUUUUUUUUGUAUCUACAGAAAAUGUCACAGCUAAAAAAACUAUUUGCACCAUUAACAAUACUUUUUCAUUAUAUUGUCUUUAA
Molecule: messenger RNA, 2037 nt
Organism: Epinephelus fuscoguttatus (brown-marbled grouper)
Lineage: Eukaryota; Metazoa; Chordata; Actinopteri; Perciformes; Serranidae
Gene: fbxo15
Product: F-box protein 15
Exons: 9
Coding region: 407-1711 (434 amino acids)
Molecular function (GO): protein binding
Source: RefSeq, a predicted model, not a curated record